CAAUCUUGUCUUUUCUUACACAAAUCAACUUUCCUUCAACAACUGAAAGUACAAAUGAAUUCUCCUGCCGGCUUUGCAAUUUUUUUAAUGAUUUUCAUUAGCCAUCUCAAGUUCUUCCUAUACCCUUCUUUUCCUUGUUUUCCAGUACCAUUUUUUUGAGAAAAUAAUGGCAUCAGAGAUAACAGAAGAAAAAGAUGAAGAAGCCCUUUUCACCAUCAACACAGAAGCUAAAAAAGACAAGAUCAGACAGAUCAUAGAAUACCAGAAAUCACUCUACUUUUCUUCGUCUUCUUUUUCCUCUGCAGCCACUUCUUCUUCUUCGUUUUCAUCUUCACGGAUAAGUAAAUCUCUGUUAGACUUGAUGAAAGAAGGAAGCACUUCUUUGAGGCGAUUAUUCGACAUGGAACAUACUAGCUUGGCAACCCAUAUGAAUGACUACAGUGGCUCUCCCAUAAUUAAGUCUAUUCCCCUUUGGGGCAGCGAUACAGACGAUGGAGUUCAUGAUGAUCCAUGGAAGUCCAUAAACAGGAAUGUUGGACCUGUGUUUGGGUCUGGAAGUGGUGCUCAAAGUGUGUUGGGUGCAGAGAGUAGAUCCAUGGAUGGAAUUGGAUUGCCUGUUGGUAGAAAACCCAGAAUUAGCAAACACAGGUUGAAUAGAACCAAGUCGUUUAGGAGGCUGCCAAGAUUCAGUUUUUGGAGAUCCAGAGAUUUCCGAUUCGGGUUGAGGUUGAGACGGCUGAGGAGUAUGAUCUGUGGUAGAAAGUUCUGAUAACGUAGUUCAAUUAACGGGCAAAUGGUGAACCCCAUAACUCGCCCAGGUUAGCUGAAACAACUUGGCUUCGAUCCAUUUUGAAUGAGCCCGGUUAGUCGGUUUUUCAAAAAGCCCUCCUAUCCUAAUCCAAUCCACCGGAUAAAACGCCAUGGGCGGCAAG
Camellia sinensis is the source of this 932-nucleotide messenger RNA. Lineage: Eukaryota; Viridiplantae; Streptophyta; Magnoliopsida; Ericales; Theaceae. The record is from RefSeq and is a predicted model, not a curated record.